Molecule: messenger RNA, 1770 nt
Organism: Talaromyces atroroseus
Lineage: Eukaryota; Fungi; Ascomycota; Eurotiomycetes; Eurotiales; Trichocomaceae
Exons: 4
Coding region: 1-1770 (589 amino acids)
Biological process (GO): regulation of DNA-templated transcription
Molecular function (GO): DNA-binding transcription factor activity, RNA polymerase II-specific; zinc ion binding
Source: RefSeq, a predicted model, not a curated record
AUGGUCUACUGUUGCAAGCCAAGCAGAGGCUGCGGUGCGUGCCGUGCCCGCAAAGUCAAGCUCGCAAUACUAACCCGUUUUGGGCAACAGUGCGACCAAGCCACGCCGGCCUGCAAGCGCUGCCUUAAGUCCAACCGCAUCUGCCCUGGCUAUCGCGACCAAUUGUCGCUGCUGUUCCGCGACGAGAGUAGUGCUGUCGCCCAGAAAGCGAAAUCUGCUGCUGCUCAUCGCGACAAGAAGAAUAGCAAUCAUUAUGUUCCACAUUCCCCGGGCCCAUCGUCGUCAGCCAGCACCAGGUCAGACGCAGGCACCGAAUUUGACCUGAAUACACAGACGGCAAGUCUACAUUCAAUCUCGCCCUCCGACGAUGCACAUUAUGGAUUCGGCGACGACGGUGAUGAUGAUGAUGAUGAUGAUGAUGAUGAUGCGCAAUACGCUUCUCUCAAUCUCGUGCCAUUGGUGUCAUUGUCUGUAGAUCGCAGACAACAGGCCAUCUGCUUUUGUCUCAGCAACUUUGCAUGGCUGAAUAGUAGCAUACAUGGGUUCAAUAUCGACGCCGAUGUCUCUCCCACGGCUUCUAUGGCUGAAAAGGCCAUGAUGAAGGGAAUCGUGUCGGUGGGCAUGGCCAAUAUCUCUAGACGGGGGCCUUCCUCUCAGUCCUUGAAACUGCGAGCGCAACGCGAGUACUCCAACGCAUUGAAGUUGACGAAUGCGGCUAUUUCUCAUCCAGAGCAGGCAACCGAUGAUGCCACACUUACUGCGGUUCUGUGCAUGUCACUGUUCGAGAUUGUGACGAGCAGAAAGCCAGAGAGAAUAGAUGCUUUUGUCGAACAUACAAAGGGGGCAGUUGCCCUACUCCAGCUUCGCGGCGAGGCGCAGCUUGUUCGGAGCCAAGGUUUAGAGAUGUUUCAAUUUUUGCGAAAUGAGAUAUACCGUAUUUACAAUGUAAAAGCAAUUGCUCACGCGUACCAAAAGAUUGUCAGCUGCCUCAUGAAUUAUCAUCGGAUUCCCCCAGCGUUACUUCUUCUGUCCGAGAAAGCCACCAUGUUACCCAACGCGCCGUAUAUGGCUAAAAUAUCACAUCUAUUGUGCGUUAUCAUGGCCCGGAUAAGCGAAAUCCGCAUCGAAGAUCUCCGAUCGCAGCGCCCAAGUCUUGAUACCAGCAUCUUAACCCGUGCGUUUGCUGUGGACUCGCAAAUCGAAACAAUGAUGGAAUUAUCGCCAUCGCAAAUCCUGCCUCAGAUAUACACUAGCGCCCCCGGACAAUUCUUUGGAAACGCAGAAUAUAUUGCCCCCUUUGAAGGGGUGUAUCAUACGUACGAAUCAUUCUCUAGCGCGAUGGCAGCGAACCAUUUCCGCUAUUCCCGGCUUUUGAUUCUCGAGGUGAUCUUCAACCGCUAUCAACGAAUGGCUAGCCACCGCGAUUUUAUCCCGUCGCCGGAAUUCAAGGACCAUUGCUAUUGGCUUCGUGAUCUAGCGCGAGCGCUGGCUCGGGAUAUAUGCGCUACAGUGCCGUUUUUCUGUGGGUUUAUCGAUGCAUCCAACCCCAACCUCAACGGGCAGAAGCUUGUCAGCACCGCGGGCGGAAUGGCUCUUCUCUUCCCCUUGUAUGUCGCAGCGAGUGUUGAUGGUUACGGUUCUGCCCGUAGUCAUUGGAUCGCGCGUUGCUUUAAUCUGAUUGGCAGAGAGAUGGGGAUCGAUCAAGCCCUGGCUCUGAUGGAGAUCCUCCCUGUAGAACACGGCAUGACCGGGUUUAUUGAUUCUUUGUAG